Molecule: messenger RNA, 1332 nt
Organism: Colletotrichum lupini
Lineage: Eukaryota; Fungi; Ascomycota; Sordariomycetes; Glomerellales; Glomerellaceae
Source: the annotation of a RefSeq genome assembly
AUGAUUUUAUCUUUUAUCGUUUAUAUAUUUUUUAAUUCAAGUACAAAUCAAUUCCAAUUUGUACAAGAACAUUAUAAUGUUCAAUUAUUUGAUAUUUAUUUAGGAGUAGAUGGUAUUUCUAUCUAUUUUGUGUUAUUAACAACUAUAAUAAUGCCUAUUGCUUUAUUAUCGAAUUGAAACUCUAUAAAAGAAAAUGUGAAAUUUUAUUUAAAUACUAUAUUAUUAUUAGAAACAUUAUUAUUAGGAUGUUUCUUAGUUGCAGAUAUAUUAUUAUUCUAUAUCUUUUUCGAAAGUAUUUUACCUCCUUUAUUUUUAUUAAUAGGUUUAUUUGGAUCUAGUAAUAAAGUAAGAGCAAGUUAUUACUUCUUUUUAUAUACAGUAUGAGGAUCUUUAUUCUUAUUAUUAGCUAUUUUAGCUAUGUAUUCUAUAAUGGGUACAACAGAUUUUGAUGCAUUAUUUAAAACAAAUUUUGAUUAUACUACUCAGAUUAUAUUAUUUGGUGCUAUUUUUAUUGCAUUCGCUGUAAAAACACCUGUAAUAUUUUUAAAUAAUUGAUUAUUAAAAGCUCAUGUUGAAUCACCUUUAGGUGGAAGUAUUAUAUUAGCUGGUAUUGUUUUAAAAUUAAGUUUAUACGGUAUAUUUAGAUUAAUUUUACCUGUAUUACCAAAAGCUACAUUAGAUCUAACUUUUAUAGUAUAUACUAUAGGUGUUAUCACUAUAAUAUACGCAAGUUUUAGUACAUUAAGAACUGUAGAUGUUAAAGAAUUAAUUGCAUAUAGUUCUGUAUCUCACGCUGCUGUAUAUUUAAUAGGUGCAUUUAGUAAUACAAUUCAAGGAAUUGAAGGAAGUAUUGCUUUAGGUUUAGCCCACGGAUUUGUAUCUAGUGGUUUAUUUAUAUGUGCUGGAGGAAUAUUAUACGAUAGAUCUGGUACUAGAAUGAUCUAUCUAUACAGAGGUAUAGCUCAACUUAUGCCUUUAUUCUCUAUAUUAUUCUUUAUAUUAUCUUUAGGUAAUUGUGGAGCUCCUUUAACAUUAAAUUUUAUAGGAGAAUUUAUGUCUCUUUAUGGUAUGGUAGAAAAAUUACCAUUAUUAGGUGUAUUAGGUUCUACAUCUAUAGUAUUCUCUGCUGCAUAUACUAUUUAUAUGUUUAAUAGAAUUACAUUUGGAGGUUCUUUCACUAAAUUUUUUGAAGAAAAUAUAUUUGACACAACAAAAAGAGAAUUCACACUAUUGUUUAUAUUAGUUUUAUUUACUGUUAUACUUGGAAUAUACCCUUCUUUAAUAUUAGAUAGUUUACACUAUUCUGUUGCUAAUCUAAUUUAUAGUUUCUAA